Molecule: messenger RNA, 1044 nt
Organism: Dictyostelium discoideum AX4
Lineage: Eukaryota; Evosea; Eumycetozoa; Dictyosteliales; Dictyosteliaceae
Gene: prkab
Exons: 3
Coding region: 1-1044 (347 amino acids)
Cellular component (GO): cytoplasm
Source: RefSeq, a predicted model, not a curated record
AUGGGAAUUUCAACAUCUACUGAACAAAAAGUAAAUACACCAUCUUCAAAUUCAUCAGCUACAGACCAACAACAACAAAGAUUUAUACAACAACAAUUACAACAACAUCAACAACAAAGACAACAACAACAGCAACAAUUACAACAACAACAACUUCAACAACAAUAUCAACAACAAUAUCAACAACAACAAAGAUCUAAGCAACUUCAACAACAGCAACAACAACAACAGCAACAAUACAAAUCUCAACCUAUUCCACAACAAAAAUUAACACCACAACAACUACAACAGCAACAACAACAACAACAACAAGGUAGAUCUUAUGGACAAACCAUUAUUCAAUCACCUAAAUUCACUCCAGGAAGUAGUAAUAAACCUGGUUUAGAAUUUAAUAUAUUAAUGUCACCACCAUCAUCACCAUUAGUUGGACCAAUGGGAGCACAACCAAUAAUUACAGAACAAGCAGUACCAACAGUAUUUACAUGGUCAGGUGGAGGAAAGGAUGUAUAUGUUUCAGGAUCAUUUAAUAAUUGGAAAGAAAAGAUUCCACUCUCAAGAAGUGAGAAAGAUUUUACAUUAAUUUAUAAUUUAGCACCAGGUGUUCAUCAAUAUAAAUACAUAGUAGAUGGUAAAUGGAUUCAUUCAACUGAACAACCAGUUGCCGCUGAUAUUAAAGGCAAUUUAUUAAAUUUUAUUGAAGUUAAAAAUAAAGAUCCUUCAAAUGAUUUAAAUACUUUAAAAUUAUCAUCAACACCACCAGGUUCAUAUAGUAGAACUAUACCAGAGGAGGAGGUUCAAAAAAUACCACCACCAUCAUUACCACCACAUUUAAGAAGAGCACUUUUAAAUACACAACCUUCAACAGAGGAUCCAACUUUAUUACCAUUACCACAUCAUGUUAUGUUAAAUCAUUUAUAUUCAUUACCAAGAAAAAACAAAGUUUCAAUUUUAGGUGUUACUCAUCGUUAUAAAACAAAGUUUGUUACAACAGUAUUAUAUAAACCAAAUGGGUCAUCAUUGUCUGAUGAUUUGGAAGAUUCUUAA